AUGACUCCACCCUCGCCUAUCACCGAGUGCUUCACCUGGCCCUACCACAAGCAUUUCUGCCGCCGCUCGACGCCUGCAACCGCCUUCUCCUGGCCGCCGCUCUCGAAGGAUGUCGCUCACAGCUUGCGAAGUUCGACGGUAAUCAUGGAGAUCGAGGACAUUGCGCGAGGGGUCAAGGCUGAAUGGUUCCGUCACGUCAGGGCUGAGGGAUGGUUCAAGGGAGACGACCGAAACUUCCUACUCGAUCAGCUCAACCGUCCAGCCGGCGAAUGCUUGAUUCCUGAACCUGCGCGCUCCAACACCAUCGCAACGAUCCGCUACGGGUUCACGCACACCUUCCACAAGGCUAGCGACGCUUGGGAUGGAGUUGCGCACGAGUACAGCGUCUUCCUCCAACACUGUAGCGAGCGACACCGCUUCAUCGGCCUCAAACUUCCGAACGACCUGCUCGAGCGACUCAACCCCUUCCUCCAGCUGUACCUGCUCUACGAGAUCCUCUACCUCAAGUUUGCACCACUGUCCCCUUCACCAGACUACUCAAUGCUCCCGUCGAUGGAGCGCGCAGCCGAAAAGAUCGAAGCCGCCGCUCGCCAGGUCGACGUCCCCCCAGAGAUCCGUGGCGAUCUCGUCAGUUUUGCGUCGGGGCCAGGACACCAACUGCACGUAAUGAUGAACCUGUCCGACGACGACGACCCCUGA
This is a messenger RNA of Rhodotorula toruloides NP11, 699 nucleotides long. RefSeq lists its product as uncharacterized. The record is from RefSeq and is a predicted model, not a curated record. Lineage: Eukaryota; Fungi; Basidiomycota; Microbotryomycetes; Sporidiobolales; Sporidiobolaceae. The coding region runs from base 1 to 699 and encodes 232 amino acids. The transcript is spliced from 3 exons.